This is a messenger RNA of Coregonus sp. 'balchen', 366 nucleotides long. NCBI's taxonomy places the organism in Eukaryota, Metazoa, Chordata, Actinopteri, Salmoniformes, Salmonidae. The record is from the annotation of a GenBank genome assembly.
AUUGGGCCAGAGGGAGCCGGUUACCAGCAGGCAAUCAAAGCGCUCUUGGCCUUGAAAUCAAGGAGUGACUACGAACACACACUGGAGAGUGUGUGUCCACUGGAUCCCUGAUUUCGAGGCCUAUUUUCAUCAGUUGCUGUCCGACGCCAUGGACAGGAGCGCACAAUAUGUGCUAAACAGCUUGGGUAUCCAAUCAUACGCAAUUACAAUUGUUCUAAGAGCUUCAUUGCUGUCAAGGCAUUGGUUGGAUGGAAGAAGGUCGGAGUAGAUAAACUUGUUUACCUACUUUACCAACUCCAAUCCAAUGCCUUAAGGGAUAUGCUGUGGGGCUACUGUAACCUAGGGAAUAUCCACUUUACCCCCUAG